AACACUACUGUGUUGGGCUUGUUUAUUUUUAUUUAUUUUCUUGAAUGAAAAUUAAAUUAAAAAAUAUACUUAUAUAUUGUUUUAUUAAAGAAAAUAUAUUCAAAUAUAUUACGACUCCAAUGCAACAUUUAUAAAAAAGAAUAUAAUUCUGUUACCCGUGUUACAUUCGAAGAGGAACAUGAAUUUUUCUUCUGUUUGCAGAACUUGUCUUAGUAAAUCUUCUUUGAAUUCAAUAUUUGUGAAUAGCAGCGACCACGCACGGUAUUCUCUAUCGAUUUACAUCUCAACUGGUGUGAAGAUUGAAUUCAACGAUGGGUUACCGCAGAACAUGUGUACGGAAUGUAUAAACUUUCUUAACUCGUAUUUGAAAUUUCGAAAGAAAUGCAAAGAGGCCGAAAUUGUAUUAUUAAAAUUGAAACUAGAGUUGGACAAUGCACAUAACGGAGUUGCACUCCAUCACACAACGGAAUCUAGCAUCGUUACAAAUAAUGACGAUGAAACGGUAGCAACGGAAACGGAGAGAAUUGAUAGAAACAGCGAAUUGAAAAAUGAUGAAAUUACAAAUGUACUAGAAGACGAAGACGAUAAACCUUUGAAAUACUUAAUUGAGAACAUAUUGUGCGACACUAUAGACGCAGAACAUGUUGAUAGCAAGGAAAUAUAUUUAGAAAUAACGGAAACGGACAACGAAAUGAAAGAAUUAACAGAAACAACGGAAAUAGAUGUGAACGAAGUUAAACAAGCGGAAAUAAUAGAUCAACCUUACGAUGUUAUAUUUAGUGCGGGUAAAAAGAAACGUGUGAUAUGUAAACUGUGUCAGAAGGAUCUGUCGGUGAGGAGUAUUGACACGCAUAUGGCGCGGAGUCACCCCGGCGCUGACAAGAGGAAGGUCAAGUGUGAUCUGUGCGACAGUUAUGUACUGAAGGAGAAAAUGAACAGACAUAGAGUACUAAUGCACGGCUCUGCGUGCUCACGAUGUGGAUACUGCAAAUCCGAAUUCGAAAAUCGGGAACUGCUCGUAGAACACGUGGCGACGUGUACGGCCAAGAAGAGGAAACGGAAAGCCAACGACUCGGGUCGAGAGCUGACAGAGUGUGAUGUCUGUCACAAAACGAUGCAGAGGGCCAGCCUGAGGAUGCACAAGGCCGUCAAACAUGCCGGCCUGGGGCCCGUCUGUGAGCACUGCGGUAAAAAGUUCGGGAACAAGUUCCGUCUCAACGAGCACUACCGCGCCAAGCACGGCUACGAGAAAUUCAAGUGUUCCUACUGCGACUUCCAGAGCGCCGCCAUCAUGGGCAUGCGGAACCACGAGCGGCGCCACCGCGGCGAGAAGCCGUUCGUUUGCGAGUCGUGCGGCGCCGGCUUCCACGCCGCGCGGCUGCUGGCCCAGCACCAGCACUCGCACCGCACGCAUCGCUCGCUCACGUGCCCGCAGUGCCCGGCGACGUUCAAGGCGGCGAGCGGGCUGCAGGCGCACCGGCGCGCGUGCCACGGCGGCCGCGCCGCGCGCUGCGGGCUGUGCGGCCGCGUGUACCGCUGCCGACACUACGCCGCGCGGCAUCUGCGGCGCGUGCACGGGACAAAAGCAUAGCAGACGAUAGAACAUGGCGUCCUGUGUUCCGUUUAAAUGAACGAGAAGCUUUAAUUGUUUUAUGUUGUAAAUUAAAAUGUAUGGCGUUAGAAAUACCAAUGGACAUUGUGGAAAUAAAAACUAAU
This is a messenger RNA of Galleria mellonella (greater wax moth), 1716 nucleotides long. RefSeq names its product zinc finger protein 782-like. Gene Ontology annotation, biological process: regulation of transcription by RNA polymerase II. Lineage: Eukaryota; Metazoa; Arthropoda; Insecta; Lepidoptera; Pyralidae. The transcript has 8 exons. The record is from RefSeq and is a predicted model, not a curated record. Gene Ontology annotation, cellular component: nucleus. Gene Ontology annotation, molecular function: zinc ion binding; DNA-binding transcription factor activity, RNA polymerase II-specific; RNA polymerase II transcription regulatory region sequence-specific DNA binding. The coding region runs from base 179 to 1591 and encodes 470 amino acids.